Molecule: messenger RNA, 678 nt
Organism: Dictyostelium discoideum AX4
Lineage: Eukaryota; Evosea; Eumycetozoa; Dictyosteliales; Dictyosteliaceae
Exons: 2
Coding region: 1-678 (225 amino acids)
Source: RefSeq, a predicted model, not a curated record
AUGACAGUUUAUUUAACAAGACAUGGUUUAAGAGAGGAUUGGAUUAAUAAAUUAUGGAGAUCUACAGCAUUAAGACCAUCAGAUCCACCUUUAUCGGCACGUGGAUUUCAUAUAGCUAAAGAGUUGGGUAUUUUCAGUAAAACUUUAGGAUUAAAACAUAUUAUAUCAUCACCAAUGGAGAGAUGUAUUCAAACAAGUACAGCAAUAGCUGAUGAAUUAGAUUUGCCAAUUAAAAUUGAUUAUGGUGUUAUUGAAUGGGUUGGUUCUGAUCCAAGACCUGAUGAUAUUUUAAAUCCACUUUCAAAUGAGGAAUUAAAAUUAAAAUAUCCAAGAAUUGAUUUAGAUUAUAAAUCAACAACAAAUAAUAUACCAACAAAAGAAUCAAUUGAAGAAUUACAUGAAAGAACAAAGAUAUCAGUUGAUCAAAUCAUUGAAAAGUUUAAAGAUGAUGGACCAAUCAUUAUCGUUUCUCAUGCCGCUACAAUGAUUGCUUUAGGUAGAGGUAUUUUAAAUGAUAAUAAUGCACCAUUAAGAUCUGGUGUUUGUAGUUUAUCCAAAUUUAAUUUUAAUACUACAGAAAAUAAAUGGGAACUUGAAUAUACUGGUAAAUCUGAUUUCAUGGAAGAUGGAGAACAAUCUCAUUGGACUUUUAAACGUCCAGUAAUUGAAAAAUCUUAA